GUCAAGUGUUUGAUAAUGCCGAGUGUUUUUAUACUAAAUCACUGCGACUAAAUCAUGACUACUUUAGAAGAUCCUCGCAGUUAUGUUGCAUCUAAACCUGUAUCAGGAAUAUCUCACAAAGGUCUUCAUGUAUCAGCGCGGAGUGCUCUGGUAUACACAUGUAGUCUACCAGAUAGACGUGCAGUUGCCAAGCAAAACUAUGCAAGACGAAAUUAUCAAAUGCAGAAAUGUGGGUACAACUCUGUCUCGUAUAAACCUUAUAAAACUCUGGGGAAAGUUUUUGUCAAUGAUAAAAAAAUGAUUUUGGUUGCACUUGGACAGAAAGAUGAUGAAAUUAAUGGCAGUGAGGUACUGUGUUUGAUUUUGUUUUCACAAACUUUUAUCACUUCAUUAAGUCAUUAUCGGCUGCUCAUUUUAAAUUUGAUAUAUUAAACUCAAUUAGUGUUUGUACCGAACCUGCAGUAUCACACACGACUAGCUUACUCCUCGAAAAUUUACUCGUAGUCGUGUAUUGGAAAUUGAUAUGGCUUAGUAUAAUUUGAUACAUUGGAAGUAAUUGGUACAUUACAGUCAGUAUUACAAAAAAGUCUAUAGGCCUGUCAUUAUAGACCAACCUAUAGGUUUUUAUAAGUAAUUGGAACAUUUUCUAUAAGUGACCUAUAUAGGGAUGCCCAUAUAAACAUGUAAAGGAGCUCUAUUGGUGCCUAAAGUCUUCUAUAGGGAAUUCGAACAUUUCCUAUAAUUUGGCCACCUACAGACUUUUUUCCUAAAGGACAUAUAUGGUAAUAUAUAUGGCCCACUCACGGUUAGUGAAUGUCUUUGUGGUUAGAUUGAAAAACUAUCACACUCUGACUGUUUUGGCAACUUUUAUAUGGUAGUACAUAUAUGUAGUACUUAGCUAGGUGCAGGAUUGACAGCGUACAUUAAUUGUCGGGUAGAUGCAGAUUGCAAAAAUGGCAAAUCAUUGGGUCAUUCCAAAAAACAUCCAUACCUUCCCCACAGAGGAAAUUGGAAGUUAACCCCUACCCCCUUCGGAUGUCCUAAUGCACUUACUAUUAUCAGAAACAAAUCUUUCUCCCCUCCCCCUCUGGACAGCAGAAAAUUUGUGGGAGAGUGUGUAUCUUUUCUGGAAUGACUCAUUCUCAGUAAAAACAUGUUUCAUAGGUGAGUAAUUUAUUUAUACAACUUCAAAAUGUACAUUUUGUUCAAACUCUAAAACCUGGCUGGAAAUCAUUUUACAAUGUGUGUUUAAUUCUUUCAUAUAUUAAAAAAUGCCUAAAAAUUCAUGCAUGCAAGUAAAAAUCUAGGUUGCUUUUUUGCUGUAGCUCCCACCUAGGGAGAUGUCAAGGAGGCUAGUUUCACCAAAUUAGAGACCGGUCAUUAAUUACAGGGCAGGGGGCUGGUGGAAAUGAAAAAUUAGAUGCUAAAAUUUUGUUGCCCCCCCCCCUUGAGGAUAACACAAUUAUAUACUUGACUCCACAUGCAAAUAACAAAAGGCACAUUCGUAAUUUAAAUUUCUUAUAAAGUGAAGCCACAUUUAAUCAUACUGUAUGCCCUAUCAUAGUUAUACUCAUUGGGAAAAAACAUCUGUGAGAUAUUGCUUUGGGGGGCCCAUGAGGCGCCAUGAUAGUUGGCGCCGAGUGGAAAAAUUUGAAAAUAUGGAGUCUCUAGAUCGUUGGAAAUGCCAUUUUUAUCUGUAGGUUUUAUGGUACAACAGGGUCAUUCGACUCAUCCGGGGCAGGUACUUAUAUUACACAAAAAUGUUUGCCCCCUCUUUUUCAUGCACAGGUCACUGACUUCCCACACACACACACACACACACACACACACACUUUUCCACCAGAAUAUUAUGUCCAGCUUAUUCAGAGGAGCAUGCAUGCAUGAUCCUGGGUUUUGCCGAUCACUCAAGCUCGACCAACCAUGCGCAGUCUCAUAUACUUUUGAAAUUUAAUUACUAUUUUGAGUUUAACCCAUUGAGUGGCAGCAUGCACUCUCCUCUUGACAAGUAAAAUAGUCUGGCGUUAGACAGGGUAAAAUAAUAAAGUAAGAUGCAUCAGGGCAUGCAUAUUGCCACUUAAAGGGUAUUGUAUGUGAGACUUGGGGGGGGGGAAGACUUGGGGGGGGGGGGAAUUCAACGUUAUUUUAAACUGCUGAUGCUUCUUCAUGUAAUUUUAAAGCAACAUUUCCUUGCAAACGUUUAAAUUAAACAGAAUGUAGAUUUACGUGUGAUCCCAGAAAUACAACCUGAAGGUAAUAAGCAGAAGUCAAAGAUUGAUGAGAAUGAAGAGAAACCAGAAUGGAAAUUAACCAGCGUAAGUGAUUCGAGUUUGCUUCAGUGUGCAUGAAACAAUAUUUUAAUUCAUUUGGUUUUCUAUACUUGGAUAUUCAUCUAUGCUAUCCCAUUUUCUUGUAUCCAGAGACUUACCCAGAGUAUGAUUGUUCAAAGGUUUCUAGCUAGGUGCCUGCACCUACAUGUAACCUGUGAAUGGGCAUUCCCACAGAGUCUCUGGGCACGAAUAGUGCCAGCCAGAUCAAGCUUGAACAUGACGCUAUAUAAAUACCAUUUGAUCCCAUAUGUAAUAAAUGUCGCACCAGAUUCAAAUUCACGCCAAUUAUUCAUUUUAUGAGCUGAGACUAGAUCACUAUUAAGAUCUGGAAAGUUAUUUUGUUAAUCCAUCAUAGGUCAUAAGACAUAACCAUUCUUUGUGAUUCUUUGAGUAUCUUUUUUGCACCUUCAUCUUAUUCAUGUAUUAUUGGAAACGAAACAAAGUAUUUUCAUCACUAUUUGUUCCUGUUGGGUAAGAUGAAAACAAUAACACAGUCAAAAAACAUAACGCUUUCACUACUGUUUUUACAUUCGUUAGACGUUACCGUUCGUUUUCAUUUGCGUUCACUUUCAUUACGUUCACUUUCAUAACGUUCAUUACUUCAUUUUCGUUUGAAUUCUCUAUCAAUAGCGUUUGCUUAUAAUUUCGUUCCCUUUCUUUUGCUUUCAUGAGAUUUUAUCUUCAAGCGUGAGGAUUACGUGAUCCAUGCACGAGGGAUGUCGCGAGACUUUCGGAAAGCGUAAAAAUACUCGAGCCGCAGGCGAGUGUAUUUUUACGCUUUCCGAAAGUCGAACAACAUCCCAAGUGCAUGGAUCACGCUGUCCUGCUUGGAAAACCAUUUCAGUAAUUGUUUUAUAAAAUAACUACAGUGAAACGAUGACAUUUUGAGAAUCCCGCGAAGGUAUUAUAAUUCCUCGUGCAGGAUAGCCUGAUCCUGCACGGCUAUUGACCGAUCAAAUUGCGUGUUUCACUGUAGUUAUUAUAUAACUUCUUUUCCUAAACGUUUUAGAAAAUCUGCCUGCAAGAAAAAAUUAUUUAUUUUUUGAUGUGCCUGCGACCCUCGGUCCCAGCGGUCCCGAUUUUAUCGACCCCUAGGCCCUGUAGCUUUCAGUAAGCUUUCAAUGGUGAUCUUUUCCAUUUUGUUCACAUUCAUUGGCAACCCCUUUCAUAAUUUAAAUUAAAUUUGCUUUCAUCUCCUUUUGCUUACAGUACGUCCGCUUUUAAUUACCGUUCGCUCCAUUAACGUUCGCGUUCACUUUGCAUUAUCUUUAAUUAGCAUACCCUUUUAUUGUGUCCUCUUUGAGUAGCGUUCUCUUUCAUUAUAAUUUUAUUUUGCCCUCGGAGAUAUAAAAGGAGUUAACUAAAGUUUGUCUGAGCUUGUGAUAUCUGUGGCUUGCAAGAACAGGAAUGAAAAGGCGGAGGAAAAUAAAGUAGUGCGAAACUAAUACAAGAAAGAUAAUAGUCAGGGGUCAAUGAUGAUUAAUGGACCACUGUACCCUGGUUGCCAGAGGUUCUUGUAUCUUCUGCCCUAUGAUUCUCACUCUAAUUUAUUUCACGCGAUACGAGUGAGAAUGAUAGGGCCGAAUCGCCGAGGAUGCAAGAACCUCUGGCAACUGGUCAGGGUAGGACUACUGAAGAUUCCUCAACUUAUCUAAAUAACCCUUCUGAUGCUCAUCGUAUUUUUAUCCUUUGUCUUUACCAAAAUAUUUGAUUACAGGAUUCUCAAGUGCAGUUUUUGUCGUUUAAAUCUACUGAGAAACUUGAGAAUAUCCAGUCUCAGCUAACAAAAGGAAGGUAGGAAUUAAAAUGUAAUAAUUAUCAAACGUGUGUAUAUGGAUCGUUGUCUUCGCGAAGUAUAUUAUGCAAUCAUGCAUAGUUAAUAUUUUAAUGCCCUGGUUACCUUGUCCAACCAUUUGAUGUCUAAGAAAUUCUUCUUAAAAUUUUAUAUGUAGAAAAAUGAUCAACGCAGUACGUCUUGGUUUCAAUUUAUUUCGUUUGAUCAAGGAAGAACAACAGCGGAAGGUCAGUAUCAUGUACACAAAUCUUUAGCUUUAUAUGAACUGUAGUCGCUUGAUUUUAAAGGAUUUUUUAGUUGUAGUUAACUUCUACAAGAUGUACAUACUAUUAUCACUUGCACUGCCAAUUUAUGAUGGUGGAUUAAGGUAUGAUUUAUUUUCAAUGUUUCUUAAGUUUACAUUCUUGUAUUUCGUUGUCCAGGCAGAUGAGGCUGAAGUUGCGCGACAACGUAAGCUGGAUGAUGCGAAGAACAGCAUGAAAAUUAUUUCUCCUUCAGAAAGUUCAGACGAAUCUGACGAUGAAGAAAAUUUAAAUGUCAAGUUGUACGUGUCAAUUAUGUCAUCUUGAUCUGAACAGUAAUUUUUAGCCCAGCUGUGAAAACAGGGUCUUUUUUAACUAUAUAACUGGGGGGGCAAAGCCCAGCCCCCAUGGUGGCCCCUCCUUCUACCAUUUUCCCCCCUUCCGGUCAAGGUCCCUUUUCUCUAAAAUAUAAGCAAAACAUUGGAAGAAAAAUGGAAUUUAGAAGGGAGGUUUGAUAUCCUUGUAACUGAACCUUGCUUUGUGAAUCGUCUGUCUUUUAUCUUCAAAUUAUUUGAGUAGUGUUUUUUAGAAAUGCUAAAAAUUGUAUUGUAAAUACCUCAGUCUUAGAUUUCAAUAAUUUCCCAGUGAAUAGCAUAUCCCAUACCCUAUGGAUUUGAGUUGUUUGAAGGCUAGGCUGAACAAGUUAGUGACUGACAUACCAUGCAAAUACUUAACUGAACAUUCAGUCUAUUCUCAGUAUAAUGUGACGCUGUAUAUCCAAAAAUCUGUUUCAGAAAACGCACGAAUUGCAGUCCUAGGGGUGGAAAAAUACGAAACUUUUUUGGGGAAGAAUGCCCCCCAGACCCCCGUCUUAAAAAAGGAGGGAAAAACUGCUUCAACAGCCAUUUUCUAAUUCUGAAACAAGUUGGGUAGAUCUGGCGGAUAUGCUCAGCACACACCAGAAUUUUCUACUACAGCAGGAAUUUUGGCCUAAUUUCACUAUUAAAUAUUUGACAAAUUAAUUUAGGUGCAUGUGUAUAACAAGGGCGUCAAUCUAUCCCAAAAAGUGGGGGGGGGGACGGACUCCAAACUAUGAAGGUCCGGAGGUACUAUGCUACCCGAAAUUUUUUUGUAAAUUUUGGUACACUGAAACGGCAUUCCCAGCGUUUUGGAGGCACUUGUAAAGUUAUAUUACAAUGUGCAUGAUCUUAAAUCCAUGUGAGAAAUGUGAGAAUGUUAACCAUGUGAGAAAUACUCUAGAAACCAACAUGUCCUAGCCUGUGAACAAUUUGUACGUUACUCUCGAUGAACAUGUCCUCACUCUUAUUUUAUAAGGAUAAUCAUCUAUGUAAGGGAAACUCAGUUAAUCAAUAUUUAAUAGCACCUGGAAAUUUACAUAUAACUUCUCUUCAGUGGCGGACACUUUACGAAAUAUUGGGGGGGGGGGCUCGUGCCGAAGGCACGGAAAAUUUUAAAAUUUGGAUCCCGGAAAUGGCAUUUGCAGCAUUCUGAGAACACAUUUUGUAAAAAACUAGGUUUUCAAAACACUGUUUUAAUGGUCGGCAUUCAGUUAUGAAUCACAUGCUAAGCAUAGAAAAACAACAUUUCAGAGAAAAUAUUUACAUGAUUAUUAACAUUUCUGAAUGGAAUUGCAUGUAAAAAUUUAUUCGCUAAGUGAGUGAAAUUUAUUCGCUGCAUGCGCACGCUUUUGUUUUUGUUAACAUAAUUAAAAUUGGAAUGUUAAUUGAAUUAUCCGUUGUUUUUGAGCAUAAUAGUUUAAUACGCAUUCAAAUAUUAUUGUGCAGCAGAAAAUAAAAUAAUAAUAAUUAUAUAAUUUUAUUUUAUUUUUAUUAUUAUAUAAUUUUUUCGCUGGUAAAGACUAGUAUAAGCUUCAAAAACAACAAAAAAUCGACGUCGACAUUUAAAGAAGUGCGGCCUGUUGCAAAAAGUUGACCUCCUAGUAUCCGUCAAAAAGAAUGUAUAAAAUGCGUAUGUUGGGUCAUGUGCAGUACAGAAACGUAUAUUAUUAUAUUGUUUGGUAUAUUGCUUACUGUUUUAGCUUAAGUUUUAUCAAAUAGUUAUUAUUUAAUAUGACAAUUACGUUAUAUGAGUGUGAUUUGUGUUAUUUGGUACAAGAUUUUUACAGUCUUUAAAAAUUAUUUGGGGGGCUCGCCCCCCCCCCCUCGCCCCCUCCCCUAGUGUCCGCCACUGCUUCUCUUCAUUAAAUAUUACAUAAUAUGAAGGUGUAAGCUAACUGUAAUAACCUUGUAGGAUUAGACGAUUAGGAUUAAAACGCAAUUAUUUUUAAGUAUUUACAAUUUUACAUAUGAGAUAUCAGUACUUGCUCCGAGCGGCUACAGAAAGAUCAUACGUUGUACUUCUUAUUAAAUGUCUUCCUUUCGAUCACAAUUUUUGAUGAACAGCAUACCAUGCAUUAGGUUUUUAGAUAACCAAGAAACAAAAUUUCAUUAAACAUGUCAAAAAGUGGGGUGGGGGGGAUAAUUAGAUAUUCGUCCCCCCCCCACUCCAAAAACUGGAGGGGACGCGUCCCCCCCUCAUCCCCCCCCAGGAUUGACGCCCAUGGUGUAUAACAUCUGCCGUACGCGAUUCUUUUCAAACUUUGGACUUCUUUACUAGCUAUUUCGAAAUGUUCUCUUUAGCUAGACCAUUCUGGCUAGAACAGUUGUUUUGAUGUGGUGAAAAUUUAAAAAUCAACCACUACUUCGUCUUAUCGUGAAACUCGUCUAUUAUUAAAAGUGCAAGUUUUGAGAUAUUUACUUUUGUUGUUUUAUUUACUGUAGUGUUGUCAAUGACGAAAGAAGUGAUCUGAAAUCAUCUCAGCAUGAUGAUGGAAUAUCUGCGGAUUAUUUAAGUUUGUUUCACUUAUCUUUUCUCCUACUUUCAGUUUUUUUUCAAACUCAUUCUGUUUAACUAUAUUGUAAUGAAGAAGUUUUAAACUCAUUCUGUUUAACUAUAUUGUAAUGAAGAAGUUUUAAUAAUUUUGCGGAAUACGAUAAUCUUUUGUUUUAAUUAAAGGUGCAGACACAAAUUUUGAAACAUUUACAAACGAAAAUUACUCAAGGAGCACAUUGUAAGUAUAGAAUACAUGCAUUAUUCAUGCCAAGACUUUCUAGUGAUAUUUAUAUUGAAAUAGAUGUUACCGUAAGCAGUAAGCAUAAAUGAAUAUAGUAGUGUUGACUAAACACAGCAUGAGCUCCACCUUUGAAUUUACUAUAUGAGUAAAUUCUUAAACACGUCCGAAUUUAUCAUUGUGAUAAAUUCGCGGCACAUUUUGAAUUUACCCUAAUAAUAAAUUCGCGGCACCUAACACUAACCCCAACCCUAACCACUAACCCUAACCACUAACCCCUAACCCUAACUUUUUAAACUUUUUUGAAAAUCUAACUUUUUAAACUUUUUUUGCUUUUUAAAACUCUUUUAAAACUUUUUUAAAAACUAUUCUUUUGAAAAUCAUCCCGCUCCCGCGCGACCAGCCUCCUUUUUAGUGCCAUUAGAUUUAUAACAAAAAGUCUUGUCUAAUGCUUGUGCUUUUAUGAUUAACUCUAUUGAUAAAUUCACAAUUUGCCGCGAAUUUAUCAUAAUGAUAAAUUCGGACGUGUUUAAGAAUUUACUCAUAUAGUAAAUUCAAAGGUGGAACUCAUGUUGACUAAACACGGUGCUAUUUCUGUAGUUACACCAUUAUUUAUGGUUUGCAAAACAAAAAUAUUUACAACAAAUCUGUCUAAUUAUUUCACUGAACAACAUGAAGAAGUUGAUUUUUCGCGCAUUUUUAGUCGUUUCCUUGCCCGUGAAGUACAAACACAUUACUGAAAUACUUAACUACAUAAUUUAUCCAUAUUUUUACGGUCAGGCAAACUCCUGCAGUUUCUCUGAAAUCAAGAAGUACAGAAAGACUAUAUUCCAAGAAAAAACCACGUAGUUCAUCAAUACGUCCAUAUUCACCAGUUUAUUCUAAUAUCAGCUAUCCAAACUUGGACGCCAGGUAACAUGUUGUGAUAAAAUGUAUAGUUUUUCAUGAUUUUUCAUCAUCCAACAUUAAUAUUCAUCUCAAAAUCUGGUAUCUUUGGCUGGCAGCCAAUAUUUUCACACCCUCAAAUAUAAAAACCUUAUAUCCUCAGACUGAAAUAUACGUCAAAUCAAUAGUUAUGAAAUGAUAUUAUGUUUAGAGAGAGUUUAUACUUCGUCAUUUCUCUGCUCUCAAUACAUGUUACGAUAUUGAUAUUUUGUUAAGAGAUCUCGAAAGUUUAUUUCGUCAUUUUUGCUCUUAAUACACAUUGCGCUUAUGCAAACUUAUGAUACUGAUAUGUGUUUCAGAGAGAGUUUAUUCCGCCAAUUGUGUGCGGUCAACUGGAUCCUUGAUGCGAUGUCACAAGAUGUAUUUCCUCCUGUUGUUGUUCCCAUUACAAAUUGCUGGAAUAUAAAGUAUGUUGUGGUGAAUGUAGCCCGCG
Molecule: messenger RNA, 8833 nt
Organism: Paramuricea clavata
Lineage: Eukaryota; Metazoa; Cnidaria; Anthozoa; Malacalcyonacea; Plexauridae
Source: the annotation of a GenBank genome assembly